This is a messenger RNA of Telopea speciosissima, 910 nucleotides long. Its product is annotated as protein FAR1-RELATED SEQUENCE 5-like. Lineage: Eukaryota; Viridiplantae; Streptophyta; Magnoliopsida; Proteales; Proteaceae. Bases 179 to 781 code for a protein of 200 amino acids. The record is from RefSeq and is a predicted model, not a curated record. The transcript has 2 exons.
UAGGAUAGAUCUCUUAGCUCGAGAUUGUGACCUCCGUCAUCUUCCUCACAUCUGUUGCCUGACACAGCUCAAGCUCGCUCUGAUCACAGCCCAAGUUCAGUUUCCCCUGAAGGGAACAAAAACAAGGAGAAUCCUUAAUUCAGAUCGGACCCUUUAUGUGUAGUAAAGUUCAAGCUUGAUGAACCUAAUGUCAAGCACCUUGGGUGAAGGAUUUGGCUUCAUAGAGAGUGAGAAAGGUUCUAAUAGUCGAAAUUUUGAUGAGCAUGAAACAAAAGAAGAUGAGCUUUUGGAGUUUUGUGAUUCACAAGUAGAUGGGAAUAAUGAGAUGACACUGAAAGAAAUGUCUAGAGAAGAGUUAACUCCAAAUGAUGAACCCUUAGAACCAUACACUGGAAUGUCAUUUAAUUCAGUAGAUGAUGCAAGGGAGUUUUAUAGUGCAUAUGCGAAACAUAUAGGUUUCACAGUACGCACAAAUCGUAUUCGACAUUCGCAGAAAAACAGGACAAUUAUAGCUCGGGACUAUGUUUGCUCGCGAGAAGGUUUUCGUGCAGCAAAACAUACACUUAGAAAAGAUAGGAUUCUUCCACCAAGGCCCAUCACAAGAGAAGGAUGUAAAGCAAUGAUACGGGUAGCUGCGAGGGAUGGUAGUAAAUGGGUUGUCACAAAGUUUGUACCUGAGCACAAUCACAAUCUAAUGACUCAAAGUAAAGAACCAGGUCAACGACCCAGUCUGAGUGAGGUAAGUUUGAGAUCAGCUAUUAUAGAUGAUUGCAGUUAUUAAUAAUCCUCCCAUAAUUCUUUCCCCCCUUUUGUAUAGCUUUAUACCUGGAAUUAGGGUACCAUAACAGAAUUUCAAUCUGACUGUGAAAAAGUUGUCCUUUUCAUUUUCCUAGUUCUUAUAUUAAUGAAC